AUGAUGCAGCGUACCCACUACGAUGCUCAGGGCCCGAUGCCGCAGUACAACCGUCCGUCCUACAACGAUACUGGCUACAACAUGAGCCGGCCAAUGGACGGCAUGCCGCAUCAAGGCUACAAUCAUCCCCCGGUGAACUACUACCCGCCGCCGCAGGGCUAUCCGAUGGGCAACCCCAUGUACAAUGUUCCGCAGGGGUACCCGCCGGCGAUGCCCGGGUAUCGUGGUGGUCGGGACCGUGGUUACUGGUACUAUCCGAGCGCGGGUCGUGGCGGCUACAAUAACAUGCGCGGCGGCUUCCGUGGCGGGCGUGGCGGCUUCCCGCUCCGUCGAAAGAAGCCGUUCGUCGGCGGCACGCUCGAGACCCAGCGCGAGUGGGAGCGCCAGACCGCCUGCUGCUUCAACCUUCAGGGCUCGUGCAAGUUCGGUGAUGGAUGCCGGUUCCUGCACGCUGCUGUGGAGGGUCGCCCCUGCCAGUUUGGCGUGAAGUGCCGCGUGCACGGUACCGCCAAGGACGCCGAGGUCGAGGCACCGGCAAAAGAGGAGCCACCGAAGGACGAGAAGGCGGCCGAAGCGAAGCCGGAGAAGGCUGAGGAGUCAACGGCCGCGAAGAAGUCGGAGAAGCCCGCUGAGAAGGCACCCGAGAAGCGGGCUGCGGCGGAGUCUACCAACGCCACGGAGGGGAAAGAGUAA
Leishmania braziliensis MHOM/BR/75/M2904 is the source of this 693-nucleotide messenger RNA. RefSeq lists its product as hypothetical. The record is from RefSeq and is a predicted model, not a curated record. Gene Ontology annotation, molecular function: metal ion binding. Bases 1 to 693 code for a protein of 230 amino acids. Lineage: Eukaryota; Euglenozoa; Kinetoplastea; Trypanosomatida; Trypanosomatidae. The transcript has a single exon.